AUGGACGCCUUCAGCGCCGCAAAAGCCAAAAUGGGGGCGAAGAGUGGCGGCGAGACGGCGGUGGCAGGGCUGUCCGCGCCUCAGUCCACCGUGCCGGCCCCCAGCCCCAUCAGUCCCGGCUCGCCCGCCGCGCCCGAGCCGGCUGUCUACAAGCUGGAGGACCUGGAGACCCUGGCCACCGUGGGCACAGGUACCUUUGGCCGUGUUCAUCUGGUGAAGGAAAAAAUGGCCAAACGUUACUUUGCACUGAAAGUAAUGAGCAUUCCUGAUGUUAUUCGACUGAAGCAAGAACAACACGUGCACAAUGAAAAGUCAGUCUUGAAAGAAGUCAACCACCCCUUUUUGAUCAGAUUAUUUUGGACCAACCAUGAUGAGCGUUUUCUAUAUAUGUUAAUGGAAUAUGUACCAGGAGGAGAACUUUUUAGUUACCUGCGCAAUAUGGGGCGUUUCAACAACAGCACAGGACUGUUCUACUCCGCAGAAAUUAUUUGUGCAAUAGAAUACCUUCACUCCAAAGAAAUAGUUUACAGAGACUUAAAACCUGAAAAUAUAUUACUAGACAAAGAAGGACAUAUCAAGCUUACUGAUUUUGGAUUUGCUAAAAAACUGGUGGAUAGGACAUGGACACUGUGUGGGACCCCUGAGUACCUUGCACCAGAAGUUAUACAAAGUAAAGGCCACGGAAGAGCUGUGGAUUGGUGGGCCCUAGGAAUUCUUAUAUUUGAGAUGCUGUCAGGGUUUCCUCCAUUUUUUGAUGACAAUCCAUUUGGUAUAUAUCAGAAGAUUCUUGCUGGCAAAAUAGAUUUCCCAAGACAUUUGGAUUUAUAUGUAAAAGACCUCAUUAAGAAGCUUCUUGUGGUUGAUAGGACAAGGCGAUUAGGAAAUAUGAAGAAUGGAGCAGAUGAUGUGAAGAGACAUCGAUGGUUCAGAUCUAUAGACUGGGAUGCUGUACCUCAAAGAAGACUAAAGCCUCCCAUAGUACCAAAAGUAUCCAAUGAUGGGGAUACUUCCAAUUUUGAAGCUUAUCCUGAAGAUGACUGGAACAAGAUGCCUCCAGUACCCCCUAAAGAUCUAGAAAUUUUCAAGAACUUCUGA
Molecule: messenger RNA, 1095 nt
Organism: Indicator indicator
Lineage: Eukaryota; Metazoa; Chordata; Aves; Piciformes; Indicatoridae
Gene: PRKX
Product: protein kinase cAMP-dependent X-linked catalytic subunit
Exons: 8
Coding region: 1-1095 (364 amino acids)
Biological process (GO): protein phosphorylation
Molecular function (GO): ATP binding; protein serine/threonine kinase activity
Source: RefSeq, a predicted model, not a curated record